AUGUGGCCUUCUAUCACCUGUUUAUACACCAUCUAUCCACCAUCUAUCCAUCAGAGAGCCACCAGCGAGCCAGCAGCCAGACACCAGCGAGCCACCAGCGAGACAGCAGCGAGCCACCAGCGAGACAGCAGCGAGCCAGCAGCCAGGACAGCAGCGAGCCACCAGCGAGCCACCAGCGAGACACCAGCGAGACAGCAGCCAGACACCAGCGAGCCACCAGCGAGCCACCAGCGAGACACCAGCGAGACACCAGCGAGACAGCAGCGAGACACCAGCGAGACUACCAGCGAGACACCAGCGAGACACCAGCGAGCCAGCAGCCAGACACCAGCGAGCCACCAGCGAGCCACCAGCGAGACAGCAGCGAGACACCAGCGAGACACCAGCGAGCCACCAGCGAGCCAGCAGCCAGACAGCAGCGAGCCACCAGCGAGCCACCAGCGAGCCAGCAGCCAGACACCAGCGAGCCACAGGGAGCCACCAGCGAGACACCCAGCGAGACACCAGCGAGACACCAGCGAGACACCAGCGAGCCACCAGCGAGACACCAGCGAGAUCACCAGCGAGACACCAGCGAGCCAGCAGCCAGACACCAGCGAGCAGCAGAGAGCCACCAGCGAGCCAGCAGCGAGCCAGCAGCGAGACACCAGCGAGCCACCAGCGAGCCAGCAGCGAGACACCAGCGAGCCACCAGCGAGCCACCAGCGAGACACCAGCGAGACACCAGCGAGACAGCAGCGAGCCACCAGCGAGCCACCAGCGAGCCAGCAGCGAGACACCAGCGAGCCACCAGCGAGCCAGCAGCCAGACACCAGCGAGCCACCAGCGAGACACCAGCGAGCCAGAGCCAGACACCAGCGAGCCACCAGCGAGCCAGCAGCCAGACACCAGCGAGCCACAGCGACACCAGCGAGACACCAGCGAGACAGCAGCGGACCAGAGCCACCAGAGCCACAGCCAGACACCAGCGAGCCACCAUCGAUGCCAGCAGCCAGACACCAGCGAGCCAGCGAGACACCAGCUAUACACAUCUAUACACCAUCUAUACAUCAUUAUACACCAUCUAUACAUCAUCUAUACACCAUCUAUCCACCAUCUAUCCAUCAUCCAUACACCAUCUAUACAUCAUCUAUCCAUCAUCCAUACACCAUCUAUCCACCAUCUAUACACCCACCCACCUUUUAUCUUCCACCUACCCAGCAGCUAUCCACUGUAUGGCUCCUAAGCUGA
Messenger RNA from Arvicola amphibius (Eurasian water vole), 1230 nucleotides. Its product is annotated as fibrous sheath CABYR-binding protein-like. Bases 1 to 1230 code for a protein of 409 amino acids. Lineage: Eukaryota; Metazoa; Chordata; Mammalia; Rodentia; Cricetidae. The transcript has a single exon. The record is from RefSeq and is a predicted model, not a curated record.